GGCGAAACAGGUGGAUGGCACAGAGCGAAGAUCAGUGAGCGUGCAGAACAUCUCGAAGCAAUUUAAUUGUUACGGGUCGUCACAGAAACCGUGUCCUCAUUUCGUCUUUAGAAAUUGAUGGGAAAUACAUUUAUGAUUAAAGCUGGAAUUUAAUGUUCUGAUGUUCGAUAUGUCCUGAUGUUGGAAAACAGAAAAUGGAUAGUCUAAUGUCAUAGUGGUACUGCAUUAAGUAUUUGUUCACCUUUAAUAAUUAAAUUUAAGGUGUUACUCAUUAAUGACAAAAAUACCAUAACGGAUUUUGAGAAUGAAGUGGCUUUCAAUUUUGUCUCUGUGGAUAUUAUCAGUCGGGUACGUGACUUCUCAUGUCGCUCUGACAUUUCCUCCGGCGAGGAAAUAUGACCUUGAUUUCCUCGACAACAGCAGAACAAGAGGUCCUUGCGGAAUGCCAAAAGGGUCAAUUAAAACAACGCUACUUGCUGGUAAACCAUUCAAUGUUACAUGGCAUUUAGCAUAUCCUCAUCAGGGUGGUUUCAGGCUUCAAGUUUUAGAUAGUCUUAUGAGACCGGUAUUGGAUUUGACACCCGUAACUGAAAAAUCACAUUAUGUGAAUAUCGAUGCUACCGCCCAGCAUUAUUCAGUUCAAAUUCCUGCCAAUUUUGAAUGUUCCGAUUGCACUAUUCGUCUUCUGAGAGAAGCGAGGGAAUGGUCUCCUAAUUAUUUAUUCUGGUCUUGCGCUGAUGUCGAUAUCAAAACAAAAAAAACGUACAAAGAAGAUUGCAGCGGUCAUGGUCCUCAUCUGCUUUCCAAAUGUAGGUGUAGUCGACUGUAUUAUGGGCCGAGGUGUCAGUACCGUGAUGAAUGUGUGGAACAUAUCGACUGUGGUGACAGAGGUCGUUGUGUUGAUAUAAAUGCAACAUCUGCUCCGAGGAAACAAUGUUACUGUGAACUUGGCUGGUUUGGCCCAGCUUGCACUAAAAGAUCACCUGUCAAAUCGACAAGCAUUGACCUUAGCAGUCAUAAUCAUCGUGAGCUUAGUCCCAACUACAAUCUUUAUUGGCGGAUCAUACCUGAGGAUAGUGAGAUUGAAGUUGUUAUGGUUGUGAAUGGAACUAGUUAUGUGGGUUUAGGUUGGAGACCUAGCAGUUUGACAGCUGAAUGUAAAAACUUUCCUAAAAUCGAAGAUCUCCCUGGAACUGUAAAUACUCAUGCGUCUUUCAAAGUGGCGCCACAAAGUGAACCUGAGCCCAAAACUGAGCCAGAACCCAAAAGUGAACCUGAGCCCAAAACUGAGCCAGAACCCAAAAGUGAACCGGAACCCAAAAGUGAACCAGAACCAGAGCCCAAAAGUGAACCAGAACCAGAGCCCAAGAGUGAACCAGAACCUGAGCCAAAGAGUGAACCAGAACCAGAGCCAAGCAGCGAACCAGAACCUGAACCAAAAAGUGAACCAGAGCCUAAGAGUGAACCCGAACCUGAACCAGAUUCAGGAGACUCCAAAGCUGACCAUAUUAGUACAAAAAGUAUCCUUUCGCAAUUUAGUAGCACAACAAGGAAGCCUUUUAGACCUCUACGAACAGUAAAUUCUAGAAUGACUCGUGAUGAAGAAAGUCCUAAAGUUUCUGUUGAAACAAGUGUUUCCUUCAGAGUUAGCUCAUCCCAAGGUGGACCUGUCAGAGGAAAACGAGCGACACCAUUUUCUACAGAGCAUAGAACACAUCUUUUGUUCCGCCGGCCCAAAGCUUUGACCACGCCUGCACCAUCGCCCAAACCUGAACCUUCGCCAAAGGCAGAACCAGAGCCUGGCGCAGAACCAUCUUCUGAACCACAUCCAGAACCUAAUUCUGAGCCAGAACCAUCAGCCAAGUCAGAACCAGAGCCAAAUGCUGAACCUAAAUCCAAGCCAAAUACUGCAGUAAAAAAAUCUUCUAAAGAACAGAAUCAGAGACCUACAAAUAAGCAAGGUCUGAACUUCCUUCCAUACACUCCUCGACAUGAUUUCAAUCCCAUGGACUGUACAGAUAUGGUCAUAGGCAUGGCUCGAGGUUCAUCAUUUAAAAUUUGGGAUUAUUACACAAGAGAUCGUUCAACGCCGAGGCUGGACACUUUCUGGGGCGGGAAAAAUGAUUUGACUGCAGCCAUGGGUUUUGAAAAAGAUGGUGUUACUACCAUUCUGUUUAGAAAAAAACUUAAAGCUACGGAACCAACCGAUCAUUCAUUCGAAAAUGGAAUGAUGCACGUCAUUUGGGCUCAAGGACAAGAACCGGGUCAUUAUGUGCACAGUCCCAAAUCUGGUAUUGAAGCAAAUGCCGCUCUUACAAAAGACUUUUACAAACCAGAUGAACUUAAAUAUCAUGGGCACAAAGAUCAAAGAGGAGCGACGUCGAUAAAUUUUUUCGAAACAUCGAUCGAGGAAUCCGAAAACGACCAAGUGCCCAAACCUAUGAGUAUGUGUAGAGGUGAAUGGGAAUAUCCUAAAGGAUGCAGUUUGGAAAAACAAGAAUGCGAAUAUCACGCAAGUUGGCACUAUUCUUCGCGUAAAAAGAAUAUUUUCUUUACUAUUUCCACAACCAACACACAUCUCUGGACUGGAAUAGCGUUUUCCAAAGAUCAUAGAAUGUCGCAAACUGAUGCAAUCAUCGGUUGGGUUGACAAAACUGGAAGACCAUUUUUGAUGGACACUUGGAUCAUAGGGCAGACAGCUCCUAGGUUAGACGCCUCCCAAGAUAUUUUUAAUUUUACUGGUAAAAUUGAUAAUGGCAUGACGACUCUCACAUUCCAAAGAAAACGAGAUACGGGUGAUGUGAAUCAGGAUCUCCCUUUUACGGAUGACAAUUGUUUGUAUGUCAUGUUCCCUGUUAAAGGAGGUGAUUACGACGGUGUGAGUAAAAAAAUUAAAAAGCAUUACAACGUGCCUAGCUUUUCGCCCAGCAAAGUAUGCAUUCAGGCUUGCCCAGAAGGAGACGAGUUGCCGACUCCUCCCCCCAAGCCUUUCAUUAGUUACACAGUUGAAGUGAAACUGCAGAAUCUUGGCGCAAACUUCAAAGCGCCAAAAGUCGCCACGGAUGAUUUUGAAAUCUUGGCAAAAGCAGUCAAUUCAGGUUUCAAGUUGACUACAAACAAAAUCGAUCAAUUUAAAGCAUUGAAUGUUGUAAAAUUCGAACAGGAUAACGAUAAUGUUAUUGCCAAAAUGAAUUUGGAAGUGGAAGAGGAGCCAAGUUCAGAAGAAGAGUUACAAAAAAUCAAUGAGAAUGUUAAAAAGAUAUUUGAAGAAGUCAUUCAAAGUGGAAAAGCCGGUGCUCUUACAAUUGAUCCGUCUUAUUUUAAAUUCAGAGCAAACGAAGCAAACUCAGUUGUAACGUCUAAUUCAGAUUCAUCAAAAACUCUUUUAAAAUCUGAGACAAAACUUUGGAUAGUGAUAGGUUGUUUGAUCGCUCUGGUUGUGGCUGCCAUCUUACAAGCGAUUUGUAAUAUUUAUAAAGCAAUGAAAUCAUCUAAAUCUUUGAACAAGGAAAUUUUGUCUCAUAAUUCCGCCUGGAAAGACUAUUCGUCAGCAAAUACGAAUUAUGCGUUCGAACCGUACGAAUCUGAUGAAAAACAGCACAAUUCGAUUGGAAGGACAAACGGCUCAUCUAGAUCGACCAUGCAACACAAACCGGUAAGCAAUCACCCGAUGUUGACCUACCACCACGGAAACGGAGCUCAAUACGCCGAUACUAGAUCGCUGCAAAGACCGAAGGGUUAUCAUCACCCGGUAGAGAGGAGUACAUAUUCCCUGCCGAGGACGCAGCCCCAGCCCCAGCCUCCACAAGGCUAUUACACUCAAAGGCCAGAAAGAAAUUCUGGCGACCAGCUUCAGCCUGAUUUUUAUUUUAUGCCAUCGCAGAGAAAAUAUUCAGGAGAAGUUGUACGAGUUUAUGUGGACUACAAUAAUCCUCGAAAAUAAAGCUUACUUAAAAGAAAAAAUCUAAGUUUUUCAUUAUCGAAACUUAGACAAAUGGCAAACCUUCUGUCCAACAAACAAUCCUGAAUAUUUUAUAUUCAGCUUCAAUUAAACCAAAAAUAUUCGUGUAAAACUUUUAUAAAUACUUAUGUAUAAUAAUUAAAUGUAAUAUUGUAAAUAAAUUGUUUAGAAAUAGUUGUGAUGAAUGGAUGUAAAGUUUUUAUAUAUAUUAUGCAGAUGGCUGGCAAACUAUGUGACCUCAUUUUUUUAGCAUUAACAAAAUGUUCUUAAUUGUUUAUAGCGAUUGAGUAACCUAGUUUUAUAAUCUUUAGUUAUUGUUAUUUAUUUCUAAUAUUUAAUUAAGCUGUUAUCAGAAAUAACACAAGAAAAAUUACAAAUAAUUGUCUGUAAUAAAUUCAACCAAAUGCCGUCAUAAAAUGACAAUUUUAAAAAAGAACCAUUUCACAAUCCUUUAUUAUAGGACGUCGAAGGCAGGAAAUAUUAAGGUUUUAGGCUUUUUGUUACCAUUAAGCUAAGUGGUGGAUUUCCGUCAAGUUAACCAUUGUCAGUAAUUUGAAAUCUGCAAUAUAAAUAUUUUAAUAUGAACAACGGUGUGUAGAUAUGACUAUUUGUUACCUAUAACAACCGAUACAGUGACAAGAAUCACAACUACACACAUUUCACAUUUAAAAAAUCUAAAUAAAUAUUGAAAAAAUAUAGUAAACCAAAAAAAGGUAUAUUUUUUAAUUGUUUAGGGUUUUUAAAGCACUCUGA
Molecule: messenger RNA, 4714 nt
Organism: Cimex lectularius (bed bug)
Lineage: Eukaryota; Metazoa; Arthropoda; Insecta; Hemiptera; Cimicidae
Gene: nahoda
Exons: 21
Coding region: 305-3943 (1212 amino acids)
Source: RefSeq, a predicted model, not a curated record